GUAUCGCUUACCAUCAGGCGAAUGGCAAGCUCGUCUAGUCAUUCAAAGCAAUAAAAGAAUGCUAAUUUUAUAUAGCUACCACAAUAAUGUUGCAAGUAACUCGUAUCGCGUGUCAUUAUUUUAGUUCGCUAUCUCACCGCGUUAACAUGUCAAAGUUGUUGCGCCGUGGACUCGCGAGUUUCGCCAGGAAAACCAAUGUUUGGACCAGUGAAAAAGUGAUUUUAUCUCCGUACCAUGAUGUCGAAGUUCCAAUGACAACUGUACACGAAUAUGUGUUUAGCAAAUUGGAUAAAUGGCCGACUAAGACUGCUGUGGUAUGCGGCGUGACAAAAAGAAAAUAUACUUACGAAGAAGUAUACAGGCUCUCUAAAAUAUUCGGAGCGAAUUUACGAAGCAAGUUCAAAAUCAAAGAUGGCGAUACAGUCGCAAUAAUACUUCCAAAUAGCCCGGAGUUUCCCAUUGCAGUGUAUGGAACUAUGACCGCUGGUGGCAUUGUCACUACUAUGAAUCCAGUUUACACACCUUAUGAACUUCAAAGACAAAUAGACUCAUCCGGCGCCAAGCUUAUCGUUACUCAUCCAGACAUAGUUCCAAAUGUAAAAAAAGCAUUAGAACUAGCCAAAAAAGACAUACAAAUCAUCGCUAUGAAUUUUGAAAAACCAGCCCCAGUUGGAACUAUAUCUUUCAAAGAUCUAAUCGAUGAAGUCCAUAUUGAUCUGACUGUUUUGAAUGAAGUGAAAAGAAGUCAUGAAGACGUUGCACUUUUGAUGUAUUCUAGCGGUACGACAGGAUUGCCAAAACCAGCAGAACUGAGUCAUUUUAAUGUAGUUGCUAACUGUUGCCAACAGGACACCGAAUUAAGACAAUAUUCGUAUACCACAGAAUCUCACCAAGACACAACGUUGGUAGUGUUGCCAAUGUUCCACGCGUACGCAUUCAGCUUACAAAUGUUACACAAGAUGUCGGCGGGCCUCCAGCUGGUCACGCUGCCGAAGUUCCAACCAGAAUCAUUUCUUAACACUUUGUUAAACUACAAAAUCGACUUAAUGUACCUAGCGCCACCUAUGAUUUUGUACUUAGGCUCAUACUCUGAAGUAAAGCCGAAACAUCUGGAACAUGUUAAGCUGAUGCUGUCAGGCGCUGCCCCGCUGCCAUCUGCUGAUAUACAAAAAAUGUUCGACAAAGCGCAGAGGAACUUUCCUUUCAGACAAGGCUACGGUAUGACAGAAGGCGGCCCUUUGGUCACAAUAAUGCCAACUGAUAUAGAAAACUAUGAAUCUGUUGGAUAUCUUCUACCGAAUAUGAAAGCGAGGGUUAUUGACAGUCAUUUCAAUAAUUUGGGACCAGACGAGGUCGGAGAAUUGUUAAUCAAAGGACCCAAUGUGAUGAAACAGUACAAAGAUAACCCUGAGGCGAACAAGGAAUCCUUUGUUGACGGAUGGUACAAAACAGGUGAUCUUGCUAAAGUCAACGACGAAGGAUUGGUGUGGAUAGUUGAUAGACUUAAGGAACUUAUUAAGGUUAAAGGCUUCCAAGUACCACCGGCAGAACUAGAAGCCGUUAUCAAAGAACAUCCGGACGUCUUCGAUGUAGCAGUUAUGGGCAUACCGGAUCGCGUAACAGGAGAAGCUCCAAAAGCAUUUGUUAUUUUAAAACAAGGAGCAACAGUAACAGACGAACAGUUAAUCAGUUUUGUGAGCAACAAAGUUGCUUCGUACAAGAAAAUAAAGCAAGUGCAGUUUGUAGAUAGCAUACCGAAAAACCCGUCGGGAAAGAUACUGAGAAAGGUGUUGAAGGAGAUGUAUUUGAAUUGAAAUUAUAAUGCUAUUUUAUACAUUUUAAUGUAGAUAAUAAUAUAUGUAAGGAUAAUUUAAUGGUGAUAUUAGUAAAUGCUGGUAUUAAAGUUAAAAUAAUUUAUAGUGGA
This is a messenger RNA of Manduca sexta (tobacco hornworm), 1924 nucleotides long. Its product is annotated as 4-coumarate--CoA ligase 2. Gene Ontology annotation, cellular component: mitochondrion. The coding region runs from base 87 to 1814 and encodes 575 amino acids. The transcript is spliced from 8 exons. Gene Ontology annotation, biological process: fatty-acyl-CoA biosynthetic process; long-chain fatty acid metabolic process. Lineage: Eukaryota; Metazoa; Arthropoda; Insecta; Lepidoptera; Sphingidae. The record is from RefSeq and is a predicted model, not a curated record. Gene Ontology annotation, molecular function: long-chain fatty acid-CoA ligase activity.